GGGCGUUUCCGUAUUCAAUAUGGCAGCGGCCAUCUAGAAGAGAAAUUGAGUGUGUAGUGCCCAUGUUUUUCUUGUGAUCUUGACUAUUUAUUUGCUUAUUUCAAUAGUAACACGUUAGAAAAAUGACGUUUUUUCACUUCGGAAAUUGCCUGGCGUUGGCGUACACGCCAUACUUUAUCACAUACAAGUAUUCUGGCUUGGCGGAGUACAGCGCAUUUUGGAAAUGCGUUCAAGCCGGCAUGAUGUACAUGUUCACGCAACUGUGCAAGAUGAUGGUUCUGGCAACAUUCUUCCCAGCGGCGGACACCGUCGGCGGAAACUUUGACGUAGUCGGGGAAUUUUUGAAGUCAACCGUUGACCUCGCCGACCUCGUCGGGAUUCACAUGGUGAUGUCGUGGAUCGCCAGUAAAGGAGAGAUCAAGUUUCUCGUUGCCGGCAUGGGUUGGGCCACGGCGGAAUUAGUCAUGACCAGGAUUUUUCCGUUGUGGGUCGGAGCGAGAGGAGUAGAAUUUGACUGGAAAUACAUUCAACUCAGCCUGGAUUCAAAUGUCAGUCUGGUUCACCAUAUCACGACAGCGGCUUUGGUGUGGCUCUGGAGCCGACACGACCUGCAGAAAACGUACCUUCCCGUUGUCAUGCUGGCGCUCGGCAUGAGUUGCUACCGGCCUCUCAUCGUCGAGGUGUUGAUUCGAUCGGUCGGUCUGGGCUCCUGGCCGCUGCUUCUAACAAAGUCGGCGUUCACACUGCUGCUCUCUCUCGUGACCAUGCAGCUCUACCUGGGACUGACACAAACCGUCAACUCACACAAAAACUGAAUCGAAGCAGACGACUACUCGCAGAUCCAGGCUUAGAGGCAUCCUCCGGCUCGAAAUUGAGAUGACGGCAACAACGCUGCCGCAACCGUCACAUAGCAACAGCCACGAUGGACUAUCAAAGAUACACGGGUCCCGAUUGAAAAUGACUUCAAAUAAACUACGUAUGAUUCGAGCGACUUUUCUUAAACUAUUAAGAAGCUAGACAAUUUUAGAACGCACCCCGCAGUGCCAUAGCAUGUAUUUUAUAUGUUAGGUUAUAAAUAAAUAAUGU
Priapulus caudatus is the source of this 1086-nucleotide messenger RNA. Its product is annotated as transmembrane protein 147-like. Lineage: Eukaryota; Metazoa; Priapulida; Priapulimorpha; Priapulimorphida; Priapulidae. Bases 123 to 815 code for a protein of 230 amino acids. The transcript is spliced from 7 exons. The record is from RefSeq and is a predicted model, not a curated record.